UGGUGGAAAUGUACCUUCUAAGUUGCCAACUGCCAAUAGAUGAAGAAGAAGCAGAAGUGAAAAACAUUAUUGUUUUGUUUGUGCGUCACGACACUAGGGAGGAGAAAUUCAGGUUACUUCCGCAAAGCAGCCACAAAGGGAACAAACUUUGUCCCACUUCAUCGAUUGUGCAUUCAUCAUUGUAAAAGUGUAAGAAACACGUGCUAUACAAAGUUUCUCAUACUUUUAGAAUUAUGGCGGCACAAUUGCAUGAAUUGGUCACAAAUGUUCCAUCAGACAUUAAAAAUGGAUGUCACCAAGUUCAAUGCAAACUAUCUGGACUCUAUACAGAAGGUGGUUGUUUGGACCUUGGUGAAUUUGCCAGUGUUGUAAAACGUUACUCUGGUACACUGAUUCCCCUCACAAACCCAAAGGGUUACAGUAUAAGGGUGUGUGGACAGGAUGACACAGUCUACAGUGGCAAUGACGAUCAGCUGGAAGCCUGGAAAGAUUUCUUCCUACCAGAGAGAAUGGAGAUGGUGGUGAUUGGUGCAAUUGAUGAGUUCCCAUGCGACGCAAUUGGCCUGCAGUUAGUAAUCUUGCUGUGUGAAGACGGGAAUAUCUAUGCCUACGAAGAUGAAGUUCUGCACCUUGUAGCCAGAAGUAUAAAGGAGCUGUUUGAAACUGGCUUGACCUUUCCUGGAUUAGAACGCUACAAUCUAGGAGAAUGUUUCGAGGAAUACACAGAGGAAGAGUACAAUGAAAUCAUGGAAUCUGAUGAAGUGAAAGAAAUGACAGAAGCACACAACCGUUUCUGUGAACCUUUGGAGCUCCAAAUAUUGGAAUCUCUACGGAAAAUCAAACAAAAUCAAUUGAAGGGUGUGGAGGAAGGCUGUCCCAAGAAGAAUUCAGACACAACAAAACAAAGUGUUUGGAGACUAAUUGCUACAUAAUGCAAAAUGCUACUUCAAACAAAAAUUUACUGCGUGUUCAUUAAAGAACACUAUAUAUACAUUCUAUAUAUAUGUGUAUAUAUGUGUAUAUGUAUAUGUGUGUAUAUUUGAGUCUGGUUCAUCUCAAGGUUUCUUCCUUUACCAUCUAAGGGAGUUUUUCCUUGCCACUGAUGCCUGAGUCACCUCAGACUUGCUCAUUGGGGAUAAAUACAUACACAACUAAAUAUAUCUAAUAUUAAUUUAGAAUUUUGUACUCUAUUAAUCUUUAUUAUUCUUUAUAAUAACCAUUUUUCUAUGUUUAUGUUCUGUAAAUCUGCUUUGAGAUGAUGUCAAUUGUAAAAAGUGCAACUUCAACUGAACUGAAUUGAAUCUUGAAUAUACUGAAUGAAAUGUCUGAAUAUAUUGAAUGUGUAAUGGCUUCCUUUUAAGUUUAGCCAUUUCUGGUGUGAAAGUAAAGUUGACACUACUCCAUA
Molecule: messenger RNA, 1405 nt
Organism: Tachysurus fulvidraco (yellow catfish)
Lineage: Eukaryota; Metazoa; Chordata; Actinopteri; Siluriformes; Bagridae
Exons: 6
Coding region: 234-932 (232 amino acids)
Source: RefSeq, a predicted model, not a curated record